AUGAAAAUCAAAGUAUUAUUAUUAGUUAUGUUGGCCAUCUCUGGCUUCAAGGCAGUUUACGGCUGUACCGAAAAAGUCUCAACCACCAAAUAUCGUGUCACCCUGGUAACAAUGCGCAAAUAUCCCGAACGCUGCGACUCAUUUGAGUGUUCCUCAGGUCUAAAUCCAUUUGUGCUGCGUCCGAUUAGAGAAACCUAUACGGAUAUCGAAGAGGUCUGUUGUGAAGGUUAUGAACGAGAAAGUGAAACUGGAACCUGCCUGCCAAAAUGUGCCGACUGCAAAGGAGGUCGCUGCAUACGACCCGACAUAUGCCUCUGCCUUACGGGUUAUAGUAAUGCGGCGAAUAGGACAAUAUGCGAACCGAUUUGCAGCGAACCCUGCCUUAAUGGCAAAUGUAUCGAACCGGAUGUGUGCGAAUGUAAUGAGGGUUAUAAAUUCGUGACGGGCAGUACAAACGAAUGUGAAUCCCAGUGUGACAAAGAGGUGAAUUGUGAAAAUGGCCAUUGCGAUGUGAGCGGAAAAUGCCACUGUAACGAAGGCUAUCGUAUGGAUGAAAAACAACAACGUUGUGUACCGGUGUGUGAAGAGCCGUGUGAAAACGCGAUGUGUACCGCACCGAAUGAAUGUACCUGCUGGGCGGGAUAUUCGAUGCGUUUGGGAUCGAUUAGCCAAUGUGAUCCGGUGUGUUCGAGUGGUUGUGCCGAUGGAGUGUGCAAAGCACCCGAUGUCUGUGAGUGUAAGGAGGGUUAUAUGAAUUUCGGCAGCAUCGAAUCGCAGGGUUGUAUACCAGUGUGUAAGGAGAAAUGUGUUAAUGCCUUUUGUACGGCACCGAAUCAAUGUACCUGCUUCGAGGGUCAUGCCUAUCGCAAUCGAUCACGUAGCAUUUGUGAACCCACCUGCCCGAAAGAUUGCGAGAAUGGUUUCUGUAGUGAACCGGGAAAAUGUGAGUGCCACGAGGGUUAUGAAAAAACCGAACCUCAUCGUUGUUCGCCGGUGUGUAAGGAGGAAUGUGUAAAUGGCUACUGUUCGGCGCCGGACACGUGUAAAUGUCACGAUGGUUAUGUUUAUGCGGAUAGCAAGGAGAAGGUGUGCGAACCCUUCUGUAAUAGGGGCUGUCGUAAUGGCAAUUGUACGGCGCCGAAUGUUUGCACCUGUAACUCGGGUUAUCAACCUCUCUUAUUUUAUCAUUGCAUACCCAUUUGUCGCCAACCUUGUAUCCAUGGCACCUGUACCGCUCCCGAUACUUGUCGCUGUUUCAUGGGCCACAAACCGAACCCCAACAAUCCCAAUCAAUGUGAUCCGAUAUGUAACUUUGAUUGUGAACAUGGUAAAUGUAUUGCACCCGGUACGUGUAGCUGUGAUCCGGGUUAUGAAAAGAAAUGGGUAACGGGUAAAUGUGAACCGCAUUGUCCGCAGAAAUGUGUGAACAGUAUUUGUUCGGCUGGUGGGGUUUGUCGCUGUUAUGCUGGGCAUAAAUUACGUGAGGGAUCGAAAUCCAUAUGCGACCCGGUCUGCUACCCCACAUGUAUCAACAGCAAUUGUGUCGAACCGAAUACCUGUGAAUGUUGGGAGGGUUAUGAGGAGACGAAACACUCCAAUCUUUGUGUUGCCCAUUGCCGGCCCUAUUGUGAGAAUGGUAUGUGUGUGGCGCCCAACAAAUGCCAAUGCAAUGAGGGCUAUAGGGUGGUGAAUGCCUCAACCCCUAACAGUUGCCAAGCCAUAUGCGAGGAGACUUGCAUCAAUGCUGAAUGUCAGAAACCGAAUAAAUGUGUCUGCCUGGAGGGUUAUCGUUUCUUGCCGAACAGCACGGUAGAAUGUGAACCGGUUUGUGAACAGUCCUGUGAGAAUGGCUUUUGUGUGGCGCCCAACACUUGCAAUUGCAAGGCAGGAUUUGUAUCGCGUAUCAAUCCCGAUACAGGGUAUAACGAAUGUGUCGGAUUCUGUAAUGAAUGGAAUUGUCGUGGUGGCACGUGUUCGUCAUCGACAACUUGUGAGUGUCCUGCGGGUAUGGUGUAUGAAGUGCUGAGGGGAAUGUGCGUGGCGGAGAGUGUGGAAAAGGAAAGGCUGUUUAAUGGCGGUGUUCCUGUUUCUCGCUGGACCAUAGCCACCGUGGCCAUAAUUCUCUUUGCCGUUUGUGUCCUGGCCCUUAUUAUGAUAUUCCGUGAAAUAGCUCAUCGCCGAGUCCAUGAUAAGCAGCAGGUGCGUUUAAUUGAAAAUCCCUCGUUUGGGGUACUCUUGCCAAAUGAUCGCCUAGAGGAUGAUGAGGAGGAGCAUACAGAUUCGACGCAAGAAAUUAGUACUUAG
Messenger RNA from Musca vetustissima, 2304 nucleotides. Its product is annotated as multiple epidermal growth factor-like domains protein 10. NCBI's taxonomy places the organism in Eukaryota, Metazoa, Arthropoda, Insecta, Diptera, Muscidae. Bases 1 to 2304 code for a protein of 767 amino acids. The transcript is spliced from 4 exons. The record is from RefSeq and is a predicted model, not a curated record.